Molecule: messenger RNA, 471 nt
Organism: Aspergillus pseudoviridinutans
Lineage: Eukaryota; Fungi; Ascomycota; Eurotiomycetes; Eurotiales; Aspergillaceae
Product: putative GPI anchored protein
Exons: 2
Coding region: 1-471 (156 amino acids)
Source: RefSeq, a predicted model, not a curated record
AUGCGUUCUUCCAUCGUCGUUCUUGCCCUGUCGGCCCUUGCUGCCGCUCAGUCUUCUGGCGUUGUGGGAGCUCAGACCACAGGUGUCACUGUCAUCGGUCCUGAGGUUAGCGCUACCGCUGCUACCUCUACUGCCACCGCUACUGCCACCGAUACUGCCACCACUACUGCCACCAGCUCCACCACUUCGCAGCCCGUGAUCCCAACUGCCUCCACCGUCGUUGGAUCCAGCGGCCUCCCCUCUUCCUUCUCCACCGUCCCUUCUAGCAGCGGCGUCAAGAGCUCUACCAAGACCCCCUCGACCGAAACUGCCACCGCGACCACAACCGAGUCCACCUCCACCGGCAAGUCCAGCGCCUCCUCCACCAAGUCCAGCUCCAGCAGCUCGACCUCCAACGCUGCCAUGCCCAUGGCGACCGGCUCUCUCGGACUGUCCGUCAUGGCUGGUGCCGCGCUGGCUGCCUUCCUGUAA